Meriones unguiculatus (Mongolian gerbil) is the source of this 2841-nucleotide messenger RNA. RefSeq names its product angiotensin II receptor type 1 (gene Agtr1). Gene Ontology annotation, cellular component: membrane. Gene Ontology annotation, biological process: regulation of vasoconstriction; immune response; G protein-coupled receptor signaling pathway. NCBI's taxonomy places the organism in Eukaryota, Metazoa, Chordata, Mammalia, Rodentia, Muridae. Gene Ontology annotation, molecular function: angiotensin type II receptor activity. The record is from RefSeq and is a predicted model, not a curated record. The transcript has 3 exons. Bases 288 to 1367 code for a protein of 359 amino acids.
GCAGCUUGGAUCCCGGGCAGCAGUGAGUGACAGAGACCAGACAGGACAUACACACAGCUCACAGCUCAGCCUCGCCAGUGAGGAAGGUGGAUGGGGAGCGGCCACAAGGAGUGAGAGAAGCCCAGAGCUGGGCACCGCAUUAGGCACUCAGGGCAUGCAGACAGAAGGAACAGGAGGUGAAGACCAACCUUACUAGAUGCCAGAUUCCAAGUCUUCCUGCCCAUCUCAAAAAGCAAACAGGUGCGUUUUGAAUAGUGUUGGACACCAAUUCACCCCAAAAGAACGACAUGAUCUUUAACUCCUCUACUGAAGACGGGAUUAGGAGAAUUCAAGAUGACUGCCCCAAGGCUGGCAGGCACAAUUACAUAUUUGUCAUGAUUCCUACUCUCUACAGCAUCAUCUUCGUGAUGGGAAUAUUUGGAAACAGCUUGGUGGUGAUCGUUAUUUACUUUUACAUGAAGCUCAAGACCGUGGCCAGUGUUUUCCUUCUGAAUCUCGCCCUGGCUGAUUUAUGCUUUUUGCUGACUUUGCCGCUCUGGGCAGUCUACACCGCCAUGGAAUACCGCUGGCCCUUCGGCAAUCACCUGUGUAAGAUCGCUUCGGCCGGCGUCAGUUUCAACCUCUACGCCAGCGUGUUCCUGCUCACUUGUCUCAGCAUCGACCGCUACCUGGCCAUCGUCCACCCAAUGAGGUCUCGCCUCCGCCGCACGAUGCUGGUGGCCAAAGUCACUUGCAUCGUCAUCUGGCUGCUGGCUGGCCUGGCCAGUCUGCCAGCCGUCAUACACCGGAAUGUAUUUUUCAUCGAGAACACCAAUAUCACGGUUUGUGCCUUCCAUUAUGAAUCUCAGAACUCAACCCUCCCUGUCGGAAUGGGCCUGACCAAGAACAUCCUGGGCUUUGUGUUCCCUUUUCUGAUCAUUCUCACUAGCUAUACUCUUAUUUGGAAAGCCCUAAAGAAGGCCUAUGAGAUUCAGAAGAACAAGCCGAGAAACGAUGACAUCUUUAGGAUAAUUAUGGCGAUUGUGCUUUUCUUCUUCUUCUCCUGGAUUCCACACCAAAUCUUCACUUUUCUGGACGUGCUCAUUCAGCUGGGCGUCAUCCGAGACUGUAAAAUCGCUGACGUCGUGGACACUGCCAUGCCCAUCACCAUCUGCAUAGCCUACUUUAACAAUUGCCUGAACCCUCUGUUUUAUGGCUUUCUGGGGAAAAAAUUCAAAAAAUAUUUCCUCCAGCUUCUGAAAUACAUUCCCCCAAAGGCCAAGUCCCACGCAGGCUUGUCAACAAAAAUGAGCACUCUUUCCUACCGCCCUUCAGAUAACAUGAGCUCAUCGGCCAAGAAGCUCGCAUCUUGUCUUGAGGUGGAGUGAGGGGGUUCAAAGCCUGGUAGUGACAGGAUUCCCUGACAGAAGAAGACAGAGCAACAUUUGGCUGCACUGCUCACUACCGAAAGAUCGCUCAACUUCCACCUCUUCCGGAUUGAAGCAGAGAAGGGAUUCGGUACAUGUUUUCUAAAGCACUAAACAAAAGUUCUUCUCGUUCUUCAAAACAAAUUGGAGCAAAGCCCCCGUUCCCCACCCUUUUCGCUAACUAAACAAUAGCUGCUCCAAAGACAACAUCAGAUAUCGAGGGACUGAACUGAUUUUGGAAAAAAUGUACCGGCAGAAAUGCAACCUCUCCAGUCCCCCUCCCAACUGUGUUACUUUUGAUUAUCACAUUUAGAAUGCAUUAAACGUAUUUGGAAUGCGUCAGAGCUGCAGACUAGCAAAAGCGAGAUUGGAGCUCACCAGCUUCCAAGGGGCGAGGAAGCUGUUCGUCUGCUUAGCUACUACUAGUGACUAUGACACCACUGUUCCCGUCACUAUACAUUUUGUGCCAGAUUUACUAGGCGGUAGUCAUGGAGUUUCAAAACUCUUUGUGGAGUUUGGCCAAUGUCUUAAGAAUUUACGCUGUCAAAACAAUGCCCACCGAACAGCUUAUCUGUAGAAUGGCCCCACUCCAGUCAUGCAGCAAAGCUAAACUGCUUGUAAGGCUGUGAUUCUGCCCAAGGCAAUUGUGUCUUCCUAGUUGGAUCAGUUUUAUUUCCUAUCUAAUAAAUGCAUAGUCUUUGAUAAGCAGAUUUCCCAUGAAGUGUGUCUUAGAAUUCUAAAGAUGUAUAUAUUCUAUGUGUAUAUGAAUAGUUAUAUCUCUAAGCUACUGUUUGAUUAAAGUUUAGCAAAGUUAUAUUUAUCUUGAAAUAAAAAUUUAUCAAAAUAUACUUAAUCUUCACUACUUAAAACAUAUACUGAUUUAUUUAAACCAUGAGUAAACACGAAGAUAUUUUAAGCUUGAUUUAAUUGUAAUGUAAUAUGGGUAGAUAUAGUUUUUAAUUUUUAGUACCUUUAUUUUUUUGUGGUGCACAUAGACCACAGCACACACGUGCAGGUCAGGGAAUAACUGUGGGAGUCAGUUCUUUCUGUCUGCCAUGUGGGUUCCCAGGUGCCAACUUAAGUCAUUAUACUUGGAGGCAAGCUCCUUUAUCUACUGAGCUAUUUCAGUGGAUGCUGUACAUUUUCGAGUCUUACUUUUGAAAGGAUAUAGAAGAAAACACUUCAUUCUAAUGAACAACAUGAAAUAAUCACAUCCUUUUAAAUUUUCAAUGUUACCCUAUAUAACAGCAAAAUCAUCAGCUCUUUAUAACUCAAAAUAAUAACAGCAUUUUACCUAUAAUUUGUAAUGUUGGGAUUUGUCUAAUUAUGUACAUGAACACUGUAGAAAAUUUAGAAGACAUAUAAAAUGAUAAAAUUAUAAAAGUCUUAUUCAGUGUCCCAAUGCACAUUAAAAUUUUAAUCCAUUUGUUUCUGG